AUUUCUACACAAUUGGAGAGAUAUACGAGAUGGAUCAUUUGCUUGUCAUGUCUCGAUUUGGCUACAUGUUCAUCAAUGUUUUGGUCCUGGUUCUUAGCCUUAUGUUCUUGAAGCUCUGUCUGCGUUGCUGGAUAUUGCCGGUUCGAGCUCUAAAGAAGCUUAAAGAAAAUGGAUUUUCCGGUCCACCUCCUAGUUUUCCAUUGGGAAACCUUGAUGACAUGAAGAAGCUAAAGACGGCCAUGGUAGUGGUGGAAAAGAGCAAAGCGUCCACCAUAAUCGACCAUGACAUACAUUCCACCGCACUUCCACAUUUUGCCCUGUGGCAACAACAAUACGGGAAAGUGUUUGUGUACUGGCUAGGCAUAGAGCCGUUCGUGUACGUAGCCGAUCCUGAAUUCUUGAGCAUUAUGUCGAAAGGUGUACUGGGGAAGAGUUGGGGAAAGCCAAAUGUUUUCAAGAAAGACAGAGAGCCAAUGUUUGGUACCGGUUUGGUUAUGGUCGAAGGCGAUGAUUGGACACGACAUCGCCACAUCAUUACUCCUGCAUUUGCCCCUAUUAAUCUUAAGGCCAUGACAAGUAUGAUGGUGGAAUCAAUCUCCAACAUGUUGGACCGAUGGACCAUACAGAUUAACUCAGGCAAUCCCGAAUUCGACAUGGAGAAUGAGAUCAUAGGAACAGCGGGUGAGAUCAUUGCUAAGACAAGCUUCGGAGUCAAGGGAGAAAAUGGAGCUCAAGUCCUCAAAAACCUAAGAGCCGUGCAAUUCGCUCUCUUCAACUCAAAUCGCUACGUAGGGGUACCUUUUAGCAACAUUCUGGCCUACAAGCAAACCCUUAAAGCGAGAGAGUUAGGUAAAGAGAUCGAUGGUCUUCUUCUCUCGAUCAUAAACGAGCGGAAGAGAUCUUUGGUCGAAGGAGACGACGACCACCAUGAUCUUCUAGGAAUGUUGCUUAAGGCCGAUAAAGGGAAGUUUACGGCUACAGAGCUUGUAGACGAGUGCAAAACGUUCUUCUUCGCUGGCCACGAGACAACGGCUUUAGCGCUGACGUGGACGUUCAUGCUUCUUGCGAUCCAUCCCGAGUGGCAAGACACGCUUAGAGACGAGAUAAGACAAGUCAUCGGAGAUUCCGAGAUUGAGUAUAACAAACUUGCGGGACUAAAGAAGAUGAGUUGGGUGAUGAACGAAGUUCUCCGGCUAUAUCCGCCGGCGCCAAACGCACAACGGCAAGCCAGGAAAGACAUUGAGGUAAACGGCAGAGUGAUUCCAAACGGUACAAAUAUUUGGAUUGAUGUGGUGGCGAUGCAUCACGACCCCAAGUUGUGGGGAGACGACGUCAACGAGUUUAAGCCAGAGAGAUUUGACGGCAGUUUGCAUGGAGGUUGUAAGAAUAAGAUGGGUUUUAUGCCGUUUGGAUUUGGAGGGAGAAUGUGCAUUGGUCGGAACCUGACCACCAUGGAGUACAAGAUUGUCUUGUCAUUGGUUUUGUCACGGUUUGAGAUCUCGGUUUCUCCUGCUUAUCGCCAUUCUCCGAAGUAUAUGCUCUCUCUUAGACCGGGUUACGGUUUGCCUUUAAUUGUACGACCACUUUAAAACUGCAAUAACGCAUAAUUUUGUGGUUUUUUAAGUUCAGAACCAAAAUUCUUGACUUUUUAAUACUGUAAACAUGUGUUUUCUUAUCGAUACUUAGAGUACCA
Eruca vesicaria subsp. sativa (arugula) is the source of this 1693-nucleotide messenger RNA. Lineage: Eukaryota; Viridiplantae; Streptophyta; Magnoliopsida; Brassicales; Brassicaceae. The record is from the annotation of a GenBank genome assembly.